This is a messenger RNA of Mytilus californianus (California mussel), 1970 nucleotides long. Its product is annotated as F-box/LRR-repeat protein 7-like. The transcript is spliced from 2 exons. The record is from RefSeq and is a predicted model, not a curated record. Gene Ontology annotation, biological process: SCF-dependent proteasomal ubiquitin-dependent protein catabolic process. Bases 168 to 1961 code for a protein of 597 amino acids. Gene Ontology annotation, cellular component: SCF ubiquitin ligase complex. Gene Ontology annotation, molecular function: protein binding. Lineage: Eukaryota; Metazoa; Mollusca; Bivalvia; Mytilida; Mytilidae.
UUGCCGAUAAUGAGAUCGUACGCAACAAAUUAUACGAGCUUCCUGGCAAUAUAACACACUAUUGGAUUACGAUGUGUCUGAUUCAUAAUACACAUGUCUGGAUGACAUUCCUUUAUAAAUCGGAAACGUGAACGAUUUGCUUAUAGUUAAAAUACAAAUAUAUCAAUAUGAAUAUAAAUGACGUACCGUCAGAUAUUAUAUUGGAAAUUUUCACAUACCUACCUCAGCCUGUGUUAGUCACCACCGUUGGACUUGUUUGUCACAGGUGGAACGAACUGGCGUCUGCUCCAGGUUUAUGGCACCAACUUAAUUUAUACCACUCUUCAAUAUUUUUAUCGGCGUCUAAACACAAAUUGGAUGCAAUGCUACAAAAAAUAGGUCAUCAUGUUAAGACACUUAAAACCAGAGUUCCGUGUGUUUAUACAAAGUUUCGACCGGAGCUCUUUACGGAUUUAAAAUCUUUGCAUAUCAGAAUGUACGAUAAUGAUGACAUUGAAAAGUUUGAAGAUAUUAUCGACUGUUUUAAAGAUCUGGAGACGUUCAAACUUGACGUAUCGACGUUUGAAAGAUUAACUAGUAUAAUUUCAGUUUGCAAGCGACUUACAAAUCUUCGAAAGUUUCAUUUGCGCCAUUUCUUUUGCAAUCAUUCUGCAAAUCUUAAGUUGAUGCCUCAUGUUUUUCAAGUUUUAUUUCAAAACACAACACUACUUACUCAUGUCACACUGAGUUGUGGAGAUAUUUAUUUGGAUUUAGCAAUUCAAACUUUAUCUGAGAAAAAUCCUAAUUUAGUGGAGUUGAAUUUGAACAGAUGCAGUGGACUAACAAGUACUGCAUUCACAAGAUUACACUUUUCUAAACUUAGGUCGCUUGUUCUCGAUCGAACUUCUGUUGAUGAUCAAGCCUUAAAACUUGUAGCGGAAAAUUCGCCGUACUUAGAAACUUUUUCGAUUUCUAAAUGUAGGAAUGUUACUGACAAAGGACUCUAUUAUAUCGGUAUAAAAUGCAUACGGCUGCGAAAAAUAACAAUCAAUAUGUAUUCUUCGGGUCUCGAUCAAUGUUGUAAAGUGACCAAUUCAGGUCUUCUCGGCGUUGCCGAGGGCUGCAGUGAUCUGCGACAAAUAAUUGGAAACUACCAUCCAUACAUUAGUGGUGAUAUUCUAUCCAAUAUAAGCCAGUUAUGUUCGAAUAUACAAGUUCUAGAAUUUGAAAAGAUUAGCAAAGUGACAGAUACGGCUCUUAUUGCCAUAGCAACACAAUGCACAUUAUUACAAUGUGUAAAUUUCAGUGAAUGUGAAGGUGUUAGCGGGUCUGGUGUGAGCAGAUUUAUUUCAGACUGUAAAUGGCUGAAGCAAGCUAAGUUUAAUUCAUGCAUGGAUGUUGCUAACAUUUCACUAGGUUCCACUAUAUAUCAAGGACAUGAUGAAACACAAAGGUAUGAACAUUGUGGAAACAAUAUGACGAAAACUCAUUCAUAUAUACAAGUAUUACAUUUUCGAUAUUGCAAAUAUUUGACUGCUAAAUCUCUAAUAGAAAUUUCACAGUUUUGUCCAGAUCUAAUUGAAUUACGAAUAGCCGGAUGGACAGCUGCUUGUGAUACAGACGAUGCUUUGGUACGACUUUUCUUUAACUGUACUAACUUACAGUUACUUUUAUGUUCAGGUAUUCAAGAUACAGAGGAAACAAAUUUCACAACCAGAACCAUAGAAGCCAUAGCCAAAUAUGGACACAACAUAAAGCAACUUCACUUUUCAUUAAACUAUUUUAUCACAAUCGAUGAUCUACAAAAGGUCUUGUCUCAGUGCAACAACCUUGAGCAAAUAACCUUGUAUGUGAACGAAAACACUGCUUUGUAUUUUGGAGACAUUGAGAUUCUAAUAGCUAAUUGUGAUACUAAAAAGAUUGGUCUGAAUUCUUAUAAACGUUUGAUGACAACAUGUUGUCAGAUUUCUAUUAAAAUAUGAUUAAUUCUU